CGUAGUAACGGGCGGAUAUUUUCAAAAUGGAAGAGUUGGCAAAAUUUUGGAGGGGAACUGGAAAUCCACGAUUUUGGACUCUUUAAGGACUUCUUUGACGAGUUUCGAUGUACUCUGGUGGUCGAAAAAGAACAUUUCAGACCCGCGCGGCUACAAACCGGCACGAUGAGUCUUUCUAUCGGCGAUAAAAUCGAGGAUUUUAGGGUCCUCACCCUUCUGGGCAAAGGCUCCUUUGCAUGUGUUUAUCGGGCAAAAUCAGUCAAGACUGGGCUUGAGGUUGCCAUCAAAACGAUUGACAAGAAAGCAAUGCAGAAAGCUGGCAUGGUCCAGCGUGUGUCCAAUGAGGUGGAGAUCCACUGCAGACUCAAACACCCCUCCGUACUUGAGCUCUACAAUUAUUUUGAAGACAGCAACUAUGUCUAUUUGGUAUUGGAGAUGUGCCACAACGGCGAGAUGAGUCGGUACCUCAAAGAGCGAAAGAAGCCUUUCUCUGAGGAUGAAGCGAGACAUUUCAUGCACCAAAUCGUGAAGGGAAUGCUGUAUUUGCAUACUCACGGCAUCUUACACAGAGAUCUGACCUUGUCCAACCUUCUGCUGACCAGCAACAUGAACAUUAAGAUAGCGGAUUUUGGCUUGGCCACUCAGCUCAAACUGCCACAUGAGAAGCACUUCACUAUGUGUGGGACUCCCAACUACAUUUCCCCAGAGGUUGCCACCCGAAGCGCCCACGGCCUGGAGUCAGACGUCUGGUCUUUGGGGUGUAUGUUCUUCGCGUUCCUGAUGGGGCGCCCUCCCUUUGACACGGACACGGUGAAGCACACCUUGUCUAAAGUUGUUCUCGGGGAUUAUGAGAUGCCCACUCAUGUCUCUGUUGAGGCUCAGGAUUUGAUUGAUCAGUUGCUGCAGAAAGACCCCGCCCACAGGCCCAGCCUGUCAGCAGUACUGGACCAUCCGUUCAUGACCAAGAGCCUGCUGGUCAGGACCAAAGAGCUGGGAGUGGGAGAUGAAGGGUCCAUAGACAGUGGCAUCGCCACCAUCUCCACAGCCUCUACUUCCACCAGCAGCGGCACACGUCUCCAGAGGCGAACCAAACACAUGAUUGCGUCGACUCUUCCGAAUCGCAUGGCGCCCAUCCCGAGUCUUGCCCGCCAACCAAACGUCUUAGAGGGGGGAGACGAGUGGCAUCAACAACACUCCCUGGACACAUUUCACAGAGAAGGCAGGAGCAGGACAGCUCACGGCGGAAACGCUGCUCAGCCACACUCUCGCUUCCUCAGGAGGGCACACUCGUCAGAGCGCUGCGGUCCUGCUGCACUUGGACAGAGGUCGUCCCAGGCUGAGCUGGAGAGGUGGAGUUCAGAGGGGACUCUGGCUGUUGUCGGGAGCCAAAUGUUCCCCAUGAACUGCUCUCAGCAUCCGCAUUCAGAGCAUGGCCGGCACUCGUCACCUCCUGUCAAACAAUCAGCAAGUUUUAGGUAUUUAUCAACAGAGAUGGCACAUCAACCAAACUUACAGUUUCAGGAUCUAGACGGGGUUUCCAACUGGCUCAGCAAUGAAGGUUCUGGGCCAAGGCCCACAGAGAACAGCACCCACAGCAGCAGUGGCAGCUUUCACAGCAGCACAGGAGCUCUAGGGGUCCACAACUCCUGGACAGACAAACCUGGGAGCCGGGGUGUUCACUCUCUCCAUAGCCAGCACUCCGACUCAUACAGGGAGAACACACCCGAAGCAGAGUACCGCCUGUCAAAAGGAGGGGAUCUAAAGCUUUCUUUAGCCAAACCCAGUUCAGACAAGCAGAAGAAAACCCUGAGAGAUGUAGUCCCACCUCUGUGUGCAGCCAGACUGAAACCUAUCAGGCAGAAGACCAAAAACGCAGUUGUGAGCAUACUGGACACAGGAGAAGUGUGCAUGGAGUUGGUAAAAUGCCAAAACGGGCAAGAAAGGGUGAAGGAAGUUCUACGGAUUUCCUGUGAUGGAACAAUGGUAACAAUAUAUCAGCCUAAUGGAGGAAAAGGGUUUCCUGUGCUGGAUUGUCCUCCUGCUGCUCCGGAGGAUAUUCUCAUCUGCAGCUAUGAGGAUCUUCCAGAGAAAUACUGGAAAAAAUACCAGUAUGCUUCCAAAUUUGUGCAGCUUGUGAAAUCCAAAACUCCUAAAGUGACCCUUUACACCAAGUUUGCAAAAGUCAUGCUGAUGGAAAACUCGCCCAACGCUGACCUCGAAGUUUGCUUUUAUGACGGUGCAAAGACCCACAAGACACCGGAACUUAUACGAGUCGUGGAGAAGAGCGGAAAGUCGUACACCGUGAAAGGAGACGUGGGGCUGGGCGGCCUGAGUCCGGAGAGCAGGUUGUACGUCGAGCUGUCCGACGAGGGUCACAGCAUGUGUCUGUCACUAGAGGCCGCCAUUACGGCAGAGGAGCAACGGAGCAACAAAAAAGUUCCUUUUUUCCCCAUAACUAUCGGCAGGAGACCUGUCACCUCAGAUGCCCCCUGUUUGCCUUUGCAGCAGAUGCUCCGCAAUACAGCUUCACCUCCAAAAUCCACACAAAUCACUCCUUCUAUGAUUUCCUACGAUGGGUCUGAUUUCACCACAGCAAGCAUGAGUAGAAAAUGCUCUCCGGUGCGGCAGGACCUGGUUCAGAGUUCAGGGAAGGUGCUGAAAUCAAUAUUUGUGCCCAACGUUGGGUGGGCUUCCCAGCUGACGAGCGGAGAGGUGUGGGUGCAGUUCAACGACGGCUCUCAGCUUGUGGUUCAGGCGGGAGUUUCCUGCAUUACUUACACUUCUCCGGAUGGGAGGAUCACCAGGUAUAAAGAGAAUGAAAAGCUACCAGAAAACGUCAAGGAAAAGCUGCACUGUCUCUCGACUAUUCUCGGACUGCUGGCAAACCCGUCCACACUGCAUCAACACUCAGAGCAUUAGAAACUUUUAAAAACUGGUGCUUUGUAAAUAUGCCUGCUUGUUUUUACAUGUACAGAAGAUUAAGAUUAUGAAAAGAUAGAUUUUAUUUUACUACCUGACUUUGUUGUAUAGUGUCUAAAAUAGCCCUAUUUUUGUUUUUUAACGUCUCUAUAUUCAUGUACUGUGUGACUGAUGGCUGAAGCAAUAAAUGUGUGGAGGCUGUGUGGGAAAUUACUGCA
This is a messenger RNA of Oryzias latipes (Japanese medaka), 3137 nucleotides long. It is a transcript of the gene plk4, whose product is annotated as polo-like kinase 4 (Drosophila). Gene Ontology annotation, molecular function: ATP binding; protein binding; protein kinase activity. Gene Ontology annotation, cellular component: nucleus. Lineage: Eukaryota; Metazoa; Chordata; Actinopteri; Beloniformes; Adrianichthyidae. Gene Ontology annotation, biological process: protein phosphorylation. The record is from RefSeq and is a predicted model, not a curated record.